Messenger RNA from Solenopsis invicta (red fire ant), 8023 nucleotides. RefSeq lists its product as uncharacterized. The transcript has 13 exons. Gene Ontology annotation, biological process: acrosome reaction; proteolysis. Gene Ontology annotation, molecular function: serine-type endopeptidase activity; protein binding. NCBI's taxonomy places the organism in Eukaryota, Metazoa, Arthropoda, Insecta, Hymenoptera, Formicidae. Bases 877 to 6132 code for a protein of 1751 amino acids. The record is from RefSeq and is a predicted model, not a curated record.
GAAGAACGAAGAUGAGGAACGGCGGCGGUACCUCAAGAUCUCAGAUUGUCAGUUGGUGGUCAGCCGUCACGUAGGAAGGACGUGGUAGAGUGUCCCGCUUGCUUCGCCGCGGCUUCACCUCGCCGCACUUCACCUCUUCUCGCUUCGGAUCGUCUCGUCUCGGUCGCGGAAGGAGCAUCGCCUGCGCAUGGACGCUUCGUGUAUGUGUGCUCUCCUCAGAGAGAAGUCGACAAACGCGAUAUGAUUUGUAUCGGGUUACCUACCGGUGCUAUGGGUCAAUAACUCGUCCAUCUGCGUAAAAUAUUAUAUUUUUCAAACGCGGAGGCUAAUAACAGUUCAUUAUGAACAAAUUAUGUCGGUAAUCUCUGAGCAGCAGCUAGGCAGUAGCGACUACCACUGAUUGUGAGAGAUGAACGCACAGACGACCGAGUGGCACGAGCAUUUUUCAACUUGGUGAAUGCAUGCCAAGUUACUCCGUAUUCGCUUAACGGUAUUUUCCCGGACAUCGAAAAUUGCAUUCCUUUGUAACUUGGAGGAGUACCGCACAUGCGACCGCUUUAUCUCGCCCACAGGUUGACCCGUCGAAACGUCGGCCGAAGAAACGUCAAUUACUAUCUGACCAAGGCUGCAAAACAAGUACUUUAAACGAAUUCUGACUUUAUUAGCGAGUCUACCAGUCUCGUAGAGAGCCGUAGCAUCUCUUUUUACAAUGAGAAUGCGAGGAAUGCUUUGACACGAUCAGCCUCCGCACAAUUAUCAUCAUGGUGCACUGUCGUCAAGGAAUGUCAUAAAAGCUCAACUCCGAAUCUCGUGGGAAACGACGUACGUCUUUACGUAUCUAAUUCGAUCGGAAGUAAAAACUCGAGAAUCCGGACGAUGGCUUCCAUGUGUGGCAGCGGAAAGAGUCACGCCGUAAUGAAUGCCGCCGGUUAUUACAGGCCUAACCCUUACACUUAUCAAAGUGACUAUUAUUUAGCGCCAAGAUCUACUUGGUCCAGAGUAUCAGUAGCACAAAGAAAUACUACAUGGAGGUUUGGCAGUGCCAUGUUAAUUAUAUCCGCUAUGUUAGUGUUGGUCGCAGUUCUGGCAAUUGCUGGAUUGGCUCUGUGGAUGGGUGCUUUCCGAACAGAUUCUAAAAAUGCUAUCGUCGGAUUUUCGUGUAGCUUUAGAAUAGCGAGAGGCGAAAGGUACAAUCCCAUGUUAAAAUUGAACACGAGCAUGGUCUUUCGAGAAAAGGAACGAAAAUUCAAAAAUAUUUUCGAGCUUCUAUUUAGGAGAAGCGUGCUGGGUUUAUCCUACAAGCAAACCAUGAUAGAUAAGUUUGAGAACGGGACCUUGAAAAUUUUCUUUAGAUUGUAUCUCGAUCGAAGGAAGAUACCACGCUCAAUCGUAAAUAUCGAAGACACCAUUCAAGAUGUCAUUGUCAAAGAAACAUAUUCAAUAACAUCCUUGUUUAAAGACAUGGAAUUAGAUCUCACAUCCAUAUCAGUGAAAAGAAUAAAUCAGGAAGGUACAAUGAACCAGAAACAAGGACAGCAGAAACAUGCUAUGAUCACUAAGAAUGGUCUAUUACGACCCAACAGAAAUAGCAGCUUGAUUAUGAGUUCAAAGCCAAAAACGAAACCAAUCAGGACCGACUCCAGCGAGCCCAACAUAGACUUCAACAACAUUCCGACCAUUCAGGGUACCUACAGAGCAACAAAAGUUAAUAUCACCGCGGAAAAUUCGACUGAAGAAAUAUUUGAGAGAGAAUCGACAACAGAUAGUAAAACACUAGUUAAACAAACUACUAGGAGAAUGCCGUCACAAAAACACACCACGACGUCACAAAACGUAUUCAAUCGCGUAGAAUCUUCGCCGACGGACGAACCUUCGACACUCUUCACGAAAUCCACUACAGCCACCACAGUCAACAAGAAUAAACCGACCGAAAAGCAAGAGAAUGAAAUGAAAACUACGACUUUAAGAACCACGAGCGUUCGAAGCGACUUGGAUAUCUUCAAAGAUUUCCGCAAUCCAGAUUUCGAGAAUGACUCGCCGUGGAAACCGAUCGUGCCAGGAUACGUAAACACGGAAUUCAAGUUGCUACCUAAUGACGAUGUCAGAGAAACCAGUUAUACGGAAUCGUCCACCCGGAGAAUCGUUUCGACGACGAGCGAUUCUCGCGAUAACGUAAGAAAAUCCGACCACGCUGGAACCAGCGUGACAACGGUGCCAGGGUUACCAUUUAUUAACUUUCGCAACGUGUCCGAGAUAAAUACCUUCGAUACGGACAAUACCAAUUUUCCACGGGAUAGGCUAGCUCCGAACGAUGAGGGGAAACUGGGCAUUGAGGUAGCCGGACAACUACCCUCGGAAAUGUAUAAUGUCAAGCUGAAAGUUUCGUCGGUUAAUAACAAUGGAGAAGUAACUUCCAGCUCUGAGAGCUCGAUAAUUCAUCGAGUCUCCGAAAACAUCCAAACGAAAGAUAAUAUCUCUCAAGAUAAGCAGAAAGACUCGAAUGCCACUCGAAGGACGGAGACAAGGUUUGAGACGUCAGCAUCGACGAUGGAGCCUGAUGAUACAUUCGGAUCGCAUAGCGACGACAAAAUUAUCAACGACUCGCUGACGAGCGGUGUUGGCGUAGCAGAACCUGUGCCAGACACGGAAGUCGAAUUUGAGGCGAAGAAUCGAUACAGAGAGAGCGCUGGAAUCCUAGCGCUGGCCCCAAACGAAGACACAUUGCGGAAUAGGAAGAUUAACGCCAAUCCGCAGCAGCCGAUUUAUACCAGUUACAAUACGCCUGAUCUGAACGGUGGUAAUCUCGGAUUCAGCUUGAUCGAGAACCCAGCGACCACGAAGCCUUUCAGACACACGAUACCCGUCGACAAAAUCACGUCCGUCGUAAAUUACAGCAUCAACAUUCCUCUUCAUCACCUGGACGAUCCAGCCCCUUCGGAUGCCACGAUCACCGAUGCAAAAUUGUCCCAAGAUAAGAGUCUCACGUCAUCAAAGAGAGUCGAAGCGGAAACCUCUUUCGUUACGGAGCACGGUGAUGCGAUGACCCAGCCCCUGCCCAAUUACGGCCGAAUUACGUUGACAGAGCCGAACGUUCUACGAAUUAUCAAGAAUGACGACACAUUAUCGCACUUUAGCACUACCGAGAGUAACCCGGAGCCAAAGUUAACCGCGAAAGAUUCCGGCGGUAAGAGGGGCGUAUCGAGAAAUUCAACGUUCGUCGAAAUCGACAUUGUUAAGCACACGCCCGGUGAGUCGGAAGAAAACUCGGAGUCAUAUGCGGACCAAGUGCCAGCCAGCGAUGACGAAUUACAAAAGAAGAAGGUUUACAACGAGACUCUAAAAGCCUAUGUAGUAGAAAAUCUCGUGACUUUGGCACCUGUCAAGAGCAACACGGGGAUUGGUAGGCCGGUGCGACCGAGACCGAAGAUCGACUCUCCUGAUACGAUUCUUUUAGAGCAGUUAUUUGGAGUGCAUAAUUACACGCAUGACCGAGAUACGACAAAUACCGAGUCUAAAUCUUCCACCUCGCACGAAACCCAGAAUUCUACGAAAUCUGAUGGAAAAGAAUCCUUAAAUCGUAACAGCACUAUAGUGGAACAGAUAGUUGAAGUCGUGACCUCCAUUAGUACCAGAGUGUCGUCCAGCAUCAACGAUCCAAUCAUCUUGAAAUUUAUCGUCGCAAAUUCCACUAAUCCAGAGACUAAUCCGUCUCUGACGGCGGACGACGAAGCAAAUAGAUCGCUCGAAUCGGCUGUCGACACGACGUCGAUGGAGAAGGUACUCUCCUGGACCCAAAAACAACCGUUUUUAUCAGCGGCGAAUUUAAGGACGAUGCAGACGUCGGACAGAAAAAUGUCGCUCGAAGAAAACAGACUUCUACUGGAGAAGCUCAAGCAGCUCGCCCAAGUCAAAACGGAUGACGAUUCCGUACAAAUUACUAGGAAUAAAUCCAACUCGAGCGAAACGUUGGAACCUCAAGACCUCACGUUGUCGCUGAAUAUCGACGAGCUCAAAAAAAUCGCCGACGUCGCGACUGGAAGCGAUACUCCACAUAACGCGAGUACGGAAUUCAUCUUGAGUCGCGACGGAGUGGAAAUAUUUACGAAAGUACUGAGAAACAAUAAGGAAGAGAAUCAAACAGACGAGACUCAUACAAUGUCGACGAUACAAAAAAUCAACAAGAAUAAUGAUAGCUGCGUUGGUUUCCUGUGUGGAGAUGGAAAAUGCUUAGACACCAGUGCGAUUUGUAACAUGCUGGUAGAAUGUCCUGGCGCGGAGGACGAAGCCAAUUGCACGUGCGCUGACUUCCUCAAGACACAGCUGUUGUAUCAGAAGAUCUGCGACGGAAUCGCCGAUUGUUGGGACUAUUCGGAUGAGAGCAAUUGCGACUGGUGCAACGAAGGUCAAUUCGUAUGCGGUAACAGCAAAUUUUGCGUUAAUACGGAUAAAGUGUGCGACGGCUUUAGUGAUUGUCCCGGCGGCGAAGAUGAGAAAAAAUGCACCGCUCUAAUAGACGACGAGCUAGAGGAGGACAUCACUGAGUCGCGAAUUAAUCUCGUCCCGAUGGAAAACUUGUUGAAAAACCAUUCAAUCACCGAGACGAUCGACGAUUCUCAUCUCGAAGCGACCGAAUCUUCUAUUCUAGACACAACUUUAUAUGUGCCUUCUGAUGAUUUUCAAUCCGAGAGAUUAAUCAAGAACGACAAGAACGACUUAUUUUCGAAGUUGAUUGAUCGGGAAGCGGCUCGAAAUAGAAAUGCGGAGAAAAGUAAAAUCGACGAGGCUGCUGUUUCCAGCAGAGAGACAUCCUCGAAUGUUUUAAGGAACGAUUUAACUUCGGGGAAUAAUUUGCUUGUCAGAAAUAACGGAACUUUUCCAGUAGCAAAUGUCUAUAACAAGGAAAUUGACAAUUAUAAUAAUAAAGGAUAUCUGAGCGUACGUAAAAAUGGUGUGUGGAGAAAACUUUGUUACGAUACAAACGGUCUUAAUCAAGAGCGGCACGCGCGCCGAAUUACGUGGUCCAUCGAGGAUCUCGCGAAAGCUGCGUGCAAGGCCAUUACGUAUCGAGAUUACGAAACGGUGGAAAAGGUGCUAGAUCAAAACCCGCCGCCGAACCAGUUUUACUACACUUUGUCAUACAACGGCAGGUCAGAUCUUCCGGAGAGAACAGCUUUGUCUUUUAGAUCGUCCCAGUGCCCGAGCGGCGAGGUUCUUAAAGUGAGAUGCAAGGACUUCGAAUGCGGAAUAAGAACUCAGGUGGCAUCAACCGCGAGGAUCGUAGGCGGUGCAAGUAGCUCCAUGGGCAAUUGGCCAUGGCAAAUCGCUCUAUACAAAGAUGGAAACUAUCAAUGCGGAGGAGCUUUAAUCAAUGAGAGAUGGAUUAUAUCAGCUGGACACUGUUUCUAUUACGCACAGGACCGUUAUUGGGUCGCGAGAAUCGGUGCGACUCGUAGAGGAAGUUUCCGAAGCCCGCACGAGCAACUCUUGCGAGUAGAUUACAUAUCGUUGCAUCCGGAUUACAUCGAUAACGGAUUUGUCAAUGAUAUAGCUGUAAUAAGACUCGAACGAGCGGUUAGCUUCAGCGAUUACAUUCGACCUGUCUGUCUUCCAAAAGCACCGGUUCCCAGCGGGACUGUCUGCGUUGUUACCGGAUGGGGGCAAUUGUACGAAGUCGGCAGGGUAUUUCCUGAUACACUGCAAGAAGUACAAAUCCCGGUGAUAUCGACGGAGGAUUGUCGACGAAAGACGCUAUUCUUGCCGCUGUACAGGAUUACGUCUGGCAUGAUGUGCGCUGGAAUUGAAAACGGUGGCAAAGACGCCUGUCUUGGAGACAGCGGUGGUCCUUUAGUAUGCUUAUCUCAGUUUGAAAAUAGAUAUGAAUUACAAGGAAUCACUUCUAACGGCUAUGGAUGCGGGAGACGGGAACGGCCAGGAGUCUAUACGAAAAUUUAUUCAUAUAUAUCAUACAUUAAUUACGUCAUCACGAAAAAAGACAUUCAAUCUUCCGCGGUGGAAGUCUGCAAAGGUCACAGAUGCCCUCUCGGAGAGUGUCUACCCAAAUCAGCUGUCUGCAAUGGAUUUCUGGAAUGCUCCGAUGGUAGCGACGAACGAGAUUGUGCCGCAAUCUCGUGAUAAUAUAAGACUGAUAUGUCGAUAUAAUAAUGUAAACGCGAUUUCUAUAAGCUAGCGUGAUAAACAGGUAUAGUUUUAUUAGAGGGAAAGUUCACGCAAUUGUAUAUAAAUGUAUACGUAAAGAUAUGUCGCGCAUCAACUUGUCUUGUUAAUUUCUUCAAAAGAUAAUACAUACUAUUGAGUGUAUUUUUGCUUCCUUACAUCGCACAAAACAUUUUUGUAAUACUAAUUACCAUCCUGUAUACAAUGUGGUAAUAUCAAUCUGCAGACACAACAAAAGUUUGACAGGAAAUCACGCAAAUACAAUAUUUGCAAUAUGCAGUUAACAAUUAAAAUUGCGUAACAAGAAUGGGUCGUAAAUGACGCUUUAUAGUUCAAAACGUAAAAGCGAAUUACAAAAGGAGAUGUGAUAGAACAUUCCACGUUCUUUUAUAUUGUUAGAGGAUUAUUUGUUAAUUACAGAUCAUGUAUCCAUGACGUAGAGAUAGAAUUAAAAUACAGUAAGCGGGAAAAUUGCGAAACUUUUCUUUAGAUAAUUGCUCUGCAAUUUUAUCUUCAAGAAAAGCAUUUUUUAAGUUUUAGAUUCUAAACUAACUGUAUGUACAUAAAACAAAAUAGAAAAAAAUUUACAAUUAUUUAUUUAAAACGUUGCAAAUUUCUUUCGCGUUAUUAACGGUCAGGUAUUUUAGUUUCUACAGACAAUUUUAUCCACAUAUAGAUUGAAACUUGAUUCGAAAUCCAUGUUAAUUUUGCUUUUAGGUAGAUGCUUUAAAAUACUUUGCACUAUUGGCAAAAUUUGAUUAAAUAAAGAGAGUCUAGUCUACAAUGUAAGAAGACACGACUUAUCUUCACAGUUCAAUGUGUACAUUACGAAAUUAUUAUGAAAUUAAAGUAAAACUUACAAGAAAAAAUGGCAGCAAAUAUAUUCUUUUUAUAAAAUUCAUAUUUUCAUUGUCCCCAAUUUUUAUUUGGAUAAUUUAAAGGUAAUUAUGAUAUAUAAGAGCAACGUCACAACGAAUGAUAUACAACUUCGCUUUAUUAGAUUUAUUAGUCAGAUUCAUCACCAAAAAUUAUAUCGACGAAAAAUAGUAUAUAUAUCAUAUAUACGUACAUAUUGACAUUUAAAUAAAACUUUUGUAAAUAAUUUCACAAUACUGUUAUUAGAUUAAAAAUAGAUGAAAUAAUUAUGUAUUUAUUACAAGUUGUACAACAAGAACAAACAAAUGCUUAUGAUGUCACUGUUCUUCAUUGCAAAUGUCAUUUAAUACUUUACUUAAGUAGUUUUACUUAACUCUUCGAGCAUUGUUGGCGCAUAUAUGCGCUCAGAGAAAGAAGUUUGUUUUGCUCUGUAGAUAUGCACUCAGAGUAAGAAAAACUAUUAUUUUGGUGCCACACAGAGUGUUGCUUCCCCCCCAUAUCAUUACGCUAUUCCAUACCAAAAGGGUUAAGUAAUUUUACCUAAGUAAUAUUAGUAUUAGCAUAUUCUCGUUAAAUGUCACACUGUUAGACUUCUAUUCCAGUUCUCGAUUAUCUCAUCUGUAAAUAUCGUAUAAUACUGAACUCGAUAGAGUAAAAGUUAAGAAGCAAAGCAUAUCGAACUAUUGAUGAUGGCAUCCGACAUCAUUUAGGAGUAAUGCUCAGAGGCCUACUAUAUCUGGUUCCUGAUAGCUGUACAUGUAACAAUGUUCAUUCCAUCCAUGGUGUACCAGCAAGUUCUGUGCAUCGACAGGUUUGAGCAAAACUUCUCGUACAAUAAAAAAUGGUGUAAAUGUAUAAAAGAGCGAUUCGAAGACGAUAAAACUUUUGUCCUUUUACUAUGUUUAACACGAUUCGUUAUGCUCUCUUACUUUCGAUCUUAAAAUAUACAAAUAUCUAUCCACAGAAAAAGAAA